GAAAUAAGAAUAAGAAUUAAAAAUAGAGAGUUGACAUUUAUGUCGGCUUUAUGAAAAAACUUUCCCAAAAUAAUAAAAAAAUGGUUUUAUGAAAACUGUGAUUACCAUGGAUAGAGACUAUAUGGAGACAAUCACUCUUGAUUUGAUCUGUCACCGAAUCAAAAACCCCACAAAUUCUCUCUCUGCAGAAAGCUAGGGCACCAUUUCAACUUCUCUGUUUCAUCUGAUAUUCAGAUGGAACAUCAAGAGUUCUCCAUUUUGAGAACAGAGGAUAGGCUAGAAGUUGAGAUGCCAAAGGCCUCUGGAGUAAUUAAUGGUGUUCCUGUGCCACUGCAAUUGUCUUGCAAUACUGUUUGUGUAUUCUCUAAGAAAGAAUCUGAUGUAUCAGAUUCAGAACAACGAUCAAAGUCGGCAGCAAAACUAUGUGGGCUUAUAACUUGUUAUGUAAUAUUCAUGGCUGUAGAGAUUGGUGGUGGUGUGAAAGCCAACAGCCUUGCAGUUCUUACAGAUGCAGCCCACUUGUUCUCUGACAUUGCCGGAUUUUCCAUUUCGCUUUUUGCCAUAUGGGCUUCCAGUUGGGAGGCAACAUCACGCGAGUCUUUUGGAUUCAACCGUCUUGAAGUUUUGGGGGCCCUUGUAUCUGUGCAGCUAAUUUGGCUCACUUCUGGGAUCUUAAUUUAUGAAGCAGUUGACAGAAUUUUUAACAAAAAUGCGAAAGUGAAUGGGGGGCUCAUGUUUGCAAUUGCUGUAUUUGGUUUCGUGAUUAAUCUUGUCAUGGUUUUCUGGCUUGGUCAUGACCAUUCUGGUCACGCCCGUAUGGAGAAAGAUCAUGAUCAUGAUCAUGAUCAUGAAAGGGAGGAAUUGUGUGCUACGAUCGAAGAAGGUGAUAAUCUGUUGUCAGGCUCCCCAAAGAUGAGCAAAUCAUUAAACAUAAAUCUCCAAGGGGCUUACCUGCAUGUUAUAGCUGAUCUUAUUCAAUCUGUAGGGGUGAUGAUUGCUGGAACCAUCAUAUGGGCAAGACCAGAUUGGUUGGUGGUAGAUCUGGUCUGCACUUUCAUCUUCUCUGUUUUUUCUCUAAGUACUACUCUACCCAUGCUUAAAAAUAUAUAUUCUAUAUUGAUGGAGAGGACACCAAAUGACAUUGAUAUUGCUAGUCUUGAAAAUGGUCUGAAAUGUAUUGAUGGAGUUCAUGAUGUUCAGGACUUGCAUGUUUGGGCGAUAACGGUCGGGAAAAUUGUACUGGUUUGCCAUAUAAUGGCCAAACCUGAAGUCAAUUCAAACGAAAUUCUCCACAAUAUCAGGAAUUACUGCGAAAAAAAUCACAAAAUUCAUCAUGUAACUGUACAGAUUGAACAAGGAUAAAUGUAUAAAUUGUAGUAGUUUUCCCCCCUUCUGUUGCAGAUAGUGUAGUUCAUUUUGUUGUCUUUCAUCUCUAUAAUUUUUUUUUCUUUUUGGGUAUGAA
Cornus florida is the source of this 1462-nucleotide messenger RNA. RefSeq names its product metal tolerance protein B. Bases 235 to 1362 code for a protein of 375 amino acids. Lineage: Eukaryota; Viridiplantae; Streptophyta; Magnoliopsida; Cornales; Cornaceae. The record is from RefSeq and is a predicted model, not a curated record. Gene Ontology annotation, cellular component: vacuole; plasma membrane. The transcript is spliced from 2 exons. Gene Ontology annotation, molecular function: zinc ion transmembrane transporter activity. Gene Ontology annotation, biological process: zinc ion transmembrane transport.